AGUCGGUUUAUUGCCUUACCACUCAAACGCGCCCUUUUGAGUGGCAGUGAUCAAGACCACUGGGAACUCUGAAAAAUAACGAGGUGAAGUCAUGACGUCAGUGAUCUUCAGGUUGAAAGUCGGGGCUCGAGUUGCCAGAGUUUCCGACGUGGAAUUCCAAAUUGGAUGACUUGUUCAAAAUAUACUUUUUUUCCGAGUUACCAGUUGUUUCAUGUAAGCCUCUCAAACGUCAUAUCCUGUUUGUGCGCGUGUGGAGGGUUGCUGUUCUGUCUGGUUUGGACGGGGCCUGGCCUGCUGAUAGAACUGAAGCACCAGCAAUAACAGGGAACUGAAGGCAUUGUGAGACAUUUUCGUCAGAGACACAUCUGACGCCCUUCGCCAACAGUCACAGCUCCCCUUCCCCCUAAUUCCCCUGUGACCCACCCUGAGCCCCAGCAGUCCUCCGCCGCAGCAUGAACGACAUCAGUGUGGUCAGAGAGGGCUGGCUCCAUAAGAGGGGAGAGUACAUUAAGACGUGGAGGCCGCGGUACUUCAUCCUGAAGAGUGAUGGCUCCUUCAUCGGCUACAAGGACAAGCCAGAGAUGACGUCCGACCACAGCCUCCCACCCCUCAACAACUUCUCUGUGGCAGAGUGCCAGCUGAUGAAGACGGAACGGCCCAGGUCCAACACGUUUGUCAUCCGCUGCCUACAGUGGACCACAGUCAUAGAGCGCACCUUCCAUCUGGAGAGUAACGAGGAAAGGGAGGAAUGGAUGCGGGCGAUCCAAGCGGUGGCCAACGGCCUGAAGACGCGAGAGGAAGAGGCGCCCAUGGACAUCACGUUUGGCUCCCCCAGCGACUGCAGCAGCAUGGAGGAGAUGGAGGUGGUCAUGUCCAAGUCCCGCAACAAGGUGACCAUGAGUGACUUUGACUACCUGAAGCUGCUGGGGAAAGGGACGUUUGGUAAGGUGAUCCUGGUAAAGGAGAAGGCCACAGGGAUGUACUACGCCAUGAAGAUCCUGAGGAAAGAAGUCAUCAUCGCUAAGGAUGAGGUAGCACACACGGUAACAGAAAGUAGAGUCCUUCAGAAUACGAGGCAUCCCUUCUUAACGACACUAAAAUAUGCAUUCCAAACACAUGACCGGCUAUGCUUUGUGAUGGAGUAUGCAAACGGAGGAGAGCUGUUCUUUCACUUGUCGCGGGAUCGCGUGUUCACAGAAGACAGGGCACGGUUCUACGGUGCAGAGAUUGUAUCUGCGCUGGAGUACCUCCACUCACAGGACGUUGUCUACAGAGACCUUAAGCUGGAGAACUUAAUGCUGGAUAAAGAUGGACACAUAAAGAUCACAGAUUUUGGAUUGUGUAAAGAGGGAAUCACAGACGGAGCUACCAUGAAGACCUUUUGUGGUACUCCAGAAUAUCUUGCACCUGAGGUAUUAGAGGACAAUGACUAUGGCCGAGCGGUGGACUGGUGGGGUCUGGGUGUGGUCAUGUACGAGAUGAUGUGCGGUCGACUGCCCUUCUACAACCAGGACCAUGAGCGGUUGUUUGAGCUCAUUCUCAUGGAGGAGAUCGGCUUCCCCAAGAACCUGGCCCCCGAAGCCAAGGCUCUGCUUGCUGGCCUCCUCAAAAAAGACCCCAAGCAGAGACUUGGAGGUGGACAAGAAGAUGCCAAAGACGUGAUGACACACAAGUUCUUCGCCACCAUAAACUGGCAGGACGUGGUAGAGAGGAAGCUCUUGCCUCCCUUCAAGCCCCAGGUGACGUCAGAGACGGACACGCGCUACUUUGACGAUGAGUUCACGGCACAGACCAUCACCGUAACGCCCCCGGACAAGUAUGACAGCUUAGACGCAGAAGACCAGGACCAGCGCACACACUUCCCUCAGUUCUCUUACUCCGCCAGCAUACGGGAGUGAAGUCUCUAACACACGCACACACACACUCACAUGAGCAGGCAGGCUAACACACGUUCACACACACACUCGCACUGCUGGGGA
Coregonus clupeaformis (lake whitefish) is the source of this 1979-nucleotide messenger RNA. RefSeq names its product RAC-beta serine/threonine-protein kinase. The transcript is spliced from 12 exons. Bases 453 to 1898 code for a protein of 481 amino acids. Gene Ontology annotation, biological process: protein phosphorylation. Gene Ontology annotation, molecular function: protein serine/threonine kinase activity; ATP binding. Lineage: Eukaryota; Metazoa; Chordata; Actinopteri; Salmoniformes; Salmonidae. The record is from RefSeq and is a predicted model, not a curated record.